Molecule: messenger RNA, 990 nt
Organism: Halichondria panicea
Lineage: Eukaryota; Metazoa; Porifera; Demospongiae; Suberitida; Halichondriidae
Product: mucin-2-like
Exons: 4
Coding region: 78-908 (276 amino acids)
Source: RefSeq, a predicted model, not a curated record
UUAUAGCCAUUACAGCAUAAAUUAUCACAUGACAAUUGUUUAGUGCAAAGUCAAUCAAUUUUCUGCAUGUGUGAAAAAUGGAUUAUUUCUCUACUGUAGAUGUUCUGAAGUUGCUACUUUGUAUAACAGGGUUUGUACAGAUGACAAAUAGCUACUCCGAUAAAACCUCAGCGAUGUUUAAUGAAACACAAAGAACUAACUCGUAUCCUCCCUCACAUGCCUCCCUCAUGCUCACCAGUCAACACAGUCAAUCAUUUGAUCAGCUAUUGACUACAAUCAGUAACAAUGGUGGACAAUCCUACACACCUCAAUCAAGAACCAGCAUGCACACAGCUCGCCUUGGAACCAGCACACCCAUUCAAAAUGGAACCAAGACCACUGGGUCGGGAACUAUGUCUACACAAACACAGAGACUGUCUGAUUCCCAGUCACCAACUACAAGCAUUGUGUUCCAUACAAAUACCGUAUCAGGUUCCCAUACUACUAGCGCUGUGUCUGGUUCCCAUACUAUGAGCACUGUGUUUCAUUCAAGUACGAGCACUGUGUCUGAUUCUAUUCACACAACAAUUUCCAGUCGUAGUUCAACGACCAGUAUGUCUGAUUCUCACACGAGCUCCAGUCAUGUAAUCACGCCCACUCCUUCCUCGGGGGGAAUCCCUCAAAAAUAUCUACUCAUUCUCUACAUCGUACCCCCUCUAGGGGGUGUGGUCUGCUGUCUCCUGUCCCUGGCCCUCUGUCUAGCAUUGAAGAGAUACAGGAAGGUGCGCCGGUAUCGUCGUCACCUGAUCCCCCUCACUGACCGUGAUGGCAGUGAUGACUCAGACGAGGAGGAGGAACUCGAUCUGAGAGAACCUGCAUUCAUGAUCACCCCAAUGACCAGACCUGUGCUUGCUUUUGCUAACACUUAGCACUUGUGAUAGCUUACAAUUUACUGUGUGUGUGUUUGUGUUUCAACCUUUGCAAUAAUUGAGGAACUGUUUCAGUUUGUAA